UACAGUGGGUAAAAGGUCCACAAGUGGAAACUAGAGAAGAGAAACACCAUAAAAAUAUAAAGCAACUGGAGGAACAGGAGUUUCUGAGAGAAAGAUACAAAGAGAUGGUUUCUGGAGCAGUGCUAAUGCGAGAAGCUGAAAGGGCUGGAGGAAACUGAGAAAGAAGAGGAAGCCAGCGGAAAACAAACCAGAAACAUUCACUACCGGUGAAAGAAGUUUCAACAAACUCAGCAGCAUUUUUAAGAUUCCCAGUGCCGUGCACACAUAUCUGGUACACAUACAAUAAUCACAGACACCACAGAAAAAAACAUAUCAGUUUGGGAAAAAAACUUCUGGAGGGUUCACAGAAUUAACAGAGCUGGUUGAAUGAUAUGAAACAUAUUUUGGAGACUGGAAGCUAUUAAUUUGGUUCCAUGUUAUUCCUGCAGUCACGUUAUUUGCUAUUCACCAUAUUUGAAUAGCCAUCAGGGAUUUGUGAAAAUGUCUGCGCAUCGCCAAAGUUUCAUGAAUUUUAACUCCAGUGAUCACCUGUCCAAAACUUCAUCCUGGGAAAUAUAUUUUUCAUUAUUUAUUAUUCAUUAUUUUUUUAUUUUAAACGUUUCAGCCAUCCAGUCAGGGAGCAGAAACAAUCCCAUGUGACCUAGGUGAUCCGUCAAACCCCCACGAAUAAUGAAUAGUAAAUAACUUGUGGACAACCCAUAGACUGAGAUUUAUUUGCACAGCCCCUCUGGUGAAUACAUGCACAUUGCAGAGUUGCUCAGGCACAGAAGAAAGGGCUGAAUUCACAGCCCAGGCCGUUUGCAAUGACCCAUCGUUCAGCCAGCCCUGUAUGUGGGCACACGAAUGGCAACACCAUGUUCCAAGCUGCCCAGGUUCUCUGUGGGGAUGAGAAACCCUAUAAAUGCACCGAGUGUGGGAAAGGCUUUGGGCAGGAGAAGAUCCUCCGAGAGCACCAGCGAAUCCACACAGGCGAGAGGCCGCACAAAUGCGCUCACUGCGGGAAAAGCUUCACCUGGAGCACCAGCCUGAUCAAGCACCAGCAGAUCCACACAGGCGGCAAGCUGCACGCCUGCACCGCGUGCGAGAAGAGCUUCCGGUGGCGGCACAGCCUCCUGCAGCACCAGUCGGUGCACACCGGCGAAAAGCCGCACACCUGCGCCCAGUGCGGCCGCAGCUUUGUGGAGAAGCAGGCGCUGAAGAAACACGAGAGCAUCCACACGGGGGAGAAGCCCUUCACCUGCAGCGAGUGCGGGAAGAGCUUCCGGCAGAAGGGCAACCUGGUGUCGCACGAGCGGAGCCACCUGGAGGAGAAGCCGCAUCGAUGCCCCGAGUGCGGGAAGUGCUUCCGGGAGCAGCGCUUCCUGGCCACCCACCAGCGCACCCACACCCAGGAGCGGCCCUACCAGUGCGCCCAGUGCCAGAAGCGCUUCAGUGCCAAGCAGGGGCUCCGCAUCCACCAGCGCCUGCACACCGGGGAGCGGCCCUUCCACUGCCCCCUGUGCGGGAGGAGCUUCACCGAGAGGAAGAACCUCAACAAGCACCAGCGGACGCACAGCGGGGAGACCCCCUACACCUGCGGGGAGUGCGGGAACAGCUACACCCAGAAGUACAGCCUGAAGGUGCACCAGCGAACCCACAGCGGGGAGACCUCCCACACCUGCAGCGAGUGUGGGGAGAGCUUCAAGCAAAGGAACCACCUGGUGAGCCACCAGCGGAGCCACAAAGCUGGGAGCCUCUACAUAUGCGCCGAGUGUGGGGAGAGCUACAGCCAGUGGGCGCAUCUCACCGCCCACGAGAGAAUCCACCCCCGGCAGAGCCAGCCCGCAUGCACUGAAUAUCGGUAACAGAGGCAACGUAUCUCAGAGCAGGCCAAGGAGCCACACGAGAGCCCACAUCCAUACACGAGUUAAGGGCCCCGGCAGCGCCCCAGGUGUCGAGCAUUAGCCAGAGCCAUUCUGAACCAGAAUGCUUCCCAGACAGGUAUCAGUACGUCUGGACCUCCCCGUGUUUCCCUGUCUCUCUAAGGACCCGAUCCAAUCAAUGGGAACCUUUCUGUUGACUUCAGUCGGGAUUGGGUCUCAGUUGUGUAGACUGGGUAGAACAUGCCAUAAACCAUUUUACAAACCAACUAGGUAACAGUGAUAAGCAUCAUGCAGCAUUUACGAGGUCUCUAGAUUCGCAGGUACUUGUAAACAUCAAUUAAUUAAUUGAGGCAGAAUCCUAGUCUAGGAUGCCGUGUAGGUCCGCCAGUUUGUAACACAGCCCGUAGGGGGCUGGGGAUCCAUUUGGAAAUUGUGUUCACGCCUUCCUGGGACAAUUCUAUUUCAGAAGAGCUCUGUCUAAAAUGUUUUCCUCUCGGGCAGGCAGGGCCAAAGAAACAGGCCACAGAGAAUGCUUCGCAGAGCCAAUCCUGCUCCCGUUGAAGUCCAUGGAGAAUUUGCAAUCGAGGCCUUUGUGUUUGCUGUCUGCGCACAAUGCACUUAGAGUAGAAAUUGCACACUUUAAAGGGAAGUGAUUCCAUUUCUAUGGCUGGAUCCCCUGGCGGCAAACAUAACAUCAGCACCUUCAGAAAAGGACAGUUGGUGAAAGAACUUCUGGGGGAUCCUGGCAAGGAUGGACCCAUGACAGGCAUCACUAACCUCCCUACUGGGUAUAGUUGAAGUCUUACAUUUAAAAAGCUAAUGCCCUCAAGGGACAGGCAGUUUGAGACGGGCAACAAACCCAAACGCACAAAAUACACCAUACAAAAACCACCAGCCACAACUAACAAAGAGAUUCCUCCAAUAACACAAUGUUGUUAAUGUAUGAUUGGCUCGCUCAUCAUGAGUGGAUGCUGGUAUUCCAGUGGGGAAGGAAGCACCCAGUCCCGCCUGUUUCAUGGAAGAGUUUGAAGGGGACUUGCUGAAUUUAGCUACCAAAGUUCACCCUUUCCACGAAGAGAAAUACCACAUGUAUGCACCACUUGCUGGA
Molecule: messenger RNA, 2970 nt
Organism: Trachemys scripta elegans
Lineage: Eukaryota; Metazoa; Chordata; Testudines; Emydidae
Product: zinc finger protein OZF-like
Exons: 1
Coding region: 804-1844 (346 amino acids)
Source: RefSeq, a predicted model, not a curated record